Molecule: messenger RNA, 2346 nt
Organism: Macroventuria anomochaeta
Lineage: Eukaryota; Fungi; Ascomycota; Dothideomycetes; Pleosporales; Didymellaceae
Product: peptidase S41 family protein-like protein
Exons: 2
Coding region: 1-2346 (781 amino acids)
Biological process (GO): proteolysis
Molecular function (GO): serine-type peptidase activity
Source: RefSeq, a predicted model, not a curated record
AUGAGACUCUCCCAGGUCCUUUCGACGCUUAUAGCUGUCGCUGCUACAGCACAAGCACAGUCACAACCGUUUCUGAUCACAACCACCCGCCGGUUCUCGUCAGUAGGAGAUGUCGAACCAACAGCUACAGAGACAGUAUCGGGGCCAAUACAAACAGGGCAAGCAUGUGCUCAAAUUGGAAGAUAUAUCUCGGGCUCCAGGUUACGCUUUCCUAGUGUCGAAGCUGAGCUAGCGUACGCAUGUCUCAAAUCCGUUCCUAUAGUUGCGGAGGCGGCGAACUUCACGGUCAAUUCCGUAAAGCAGAUGGUUGAGUUUCAGUCGACGAUAACGUACCUUAAAGAUCCUCCCACAGGUUGGCCAAACGAACCAGUAGAUAUCCUCGCUGGACUGGACGAGAUCGCUUCCAAAGUCAAUGACGGCACGUACACAAACGAGUACGACUUCGAGAACGACAUUGCAGCCUUAUUCAUCAAAGCUCACGAUGGGCACUUGAACUUCAACGGCAUGGCCUAUGGCGGCGCUUUCAGGUGGCGAAGGGACCUCAACAUUGCAUUGAUCUCUGCGUCAAGAGACGGAAGUGCCGUACCUCAAGUCUGGUCCAUCCGCGACUACAACGCUUCGCAGUCAGGCUACGAACCGUCUCCGAUCACCCAAAUCGACGGGCAGGACGUGCAGCAGUUUCUUCAGGCAGAAGCGGCAAUGAACGCCUACCACGAUCCGGACACCAGAUACAACGCGUUGUUCUUCAUGGCUAGCGCUGAGACCUAUGGACUUUUCACAAGUCCACGGUUUUACCCGGGGCCUACUACAAGUGUCACCUACCAGAACGGGACUACGAGGGAGUACACCAAUGCCGCAGUAGUUUUGCAGUCAGAUACGUGGUCUGAGAUCUUCAGCAGGGAGGACUUCUACCAGAUUUACGUCUCACCACAAACAUCAAGCUCGUCAGGAACCAAGGCCAAGAAGAGAGAUCCGAAUGCACUUCCAUUUCACCUCGAGAACCCUCGCGACCACGAGAUACAAGGCUACAACACGAUCCAGCACGGAUCAGCUCCUCUGAACUACCCAGAGCCCGCGAUAGCUCACUCGGCUGACUUUGUACCACUUGCAGGCUACUUCGUCAACACUGUAGCCGGCGAAAUCGGAGUCUUCGUCGUAGGCACAUUCAACACCGACGACGUAGCCGGUGCGCAAGAGUUCCAACAAGUAACGCAGCAAUUCAUCUCCGAAGCCCAAUCCCGCGGUGUCACACGCAUCAUAAUCGACGUGCGCCAAAACGGCGGCGGCAAAGUUCUCUCCGGCUACGACAUGUACAAGCAGUUCUUCCCGGACCAAGAACCCCAAACCCAGUCCCGCUGGCGCGGCCACGCAGCCAGCGAAAUCUACGGCGAAUCGAUAUCAUCGUUCCGGUCAAUGACUGCGCUUAAUGCAAACUUGUACGUCAGCCCCUUCAGCAAAGCGUCCUACACCGACGCCAACGGCAAUGACUUCGGAACCUGGGCGGACAUGUACCCCCCUGUGCAACACCACAACGACAAGUUCACCAGCUUGCUGAAAUACAACCUGUCCGACCCCACCACAACCUCCAGCGAGGUGCUGGCAAUCGGCAUCACAGUGACAGGCUACAACGACCGCGCUUCCUUCACCACACCGCCCUUCCGCGCCGAAGAUAUUGUCAUCCUGAGUGAUGGUAUCUGCGCAUCCACAUGCGCCAUAUUCCUCGAACUCAUGGUCCAGCAGUCCAACGUACGCACGAUCGCUGUGGGUGGGCGCCCGCAACUCGGGCCCAUGGCUCCCGUGGGCGGGACAAAAGGCACGCUCGUCACACCGAGCGAUUUCUUGCAAGCGCUGGCACAGUACGUGGUUGCGCAGUUUGCGGAUAGUAGGACGCAGCAAAGUGAGUGGGCAAGAUUUGUGCCGAAUCCGUUUGCGAUCAGUGUCAGCGAUGCGAGUGUGAAUUUCCAGGAUAACAUCCGUAAAGGCAAAGAAGGUGCCGGUGUGCCGACACAGUUCCUCAAUGACACAGCGAGUUGCAGGAUCUGGUAUGAGCCGGAUAUGUACUUCAACGUCACAUCACUGUGGGAGAAGACGGCGGAGGUGGCGUGGGGGAAUAACGGCGCCCUGAAUGAGGGUGCUUGUGUAAGGGGCAGUGUCACAACGAGGGAUCAGCAGACUGGUGGUGGGCAUAGUAAUCCUAGCGGGACGGAAGAGGGUGCUGGAGGGUCGAGCGAGAGCGAGGAUGCUGCUGCUGGGCUGAGGCCGAGUGGUGAUGGGUGGACGGCGAUUGUGGUCUGUAGUGCUGUGGUGUUGAGUUCGAUGGGUGUGGGGAUGGGAAUUAUUUGGUGA